AGAAACCGUAUUACUGCUGGACCGAAGUCCAUUGUCUGUCAAGAGACGGAACUCAGAGGAGAAAUAUCUAUAGGUAACUUAGAAACUUAUUUUAUAAAAGGCACGGUGCUUCAUCCACAAUGUCGAAUAAUAGCAGAAAAUGGACCUAUUUAUAUUGGAAAGAAUAAUAUAAUUGAAGAGAACGUGGUUAUUUUUAACAAGAACCCUACGCCUCUUGUUAUUGGUGAUAAUAACGAAUUUGAAGUUGGCUGCUACGUCGAAGGAUCACGCAUAGGUAACAACAAUAUCAUUGAAGCCAGAGGUCGAAUUUUGGGAAAUACAGCAAUAGGAAAUCAUUGUGUUAUCGGUGCUGGUUGUUCAACUGAAAGUAAUGAAACUAUUCCAGAUUUAACAGUCAUCUAUGGAGCGGAUUCCAAGAGAAGAAUACAAAGUGAACCACUACCUUCACAGGCAACACUUCAUGCUAGACAUUUGGAUUAUCUUCAAGAAGUCCUGCCCAAAUAUAACCAUUUGAAAAAACUAGAAUCUGUAUAG
Messenger RNA from Rhizopus microsporus ATCC 52813, 534 nucleotides. RefSeq names its product trimeric LpxA-like protein. Gene Ontology annotation, molecular function: dynein complex binding. The transcript has 5 exons. Gene Ontology annotation, cellular component: dynactin complex. The record is from RefSeq and is a predicted model, not a curated record. NCBI's taxonomy places the organism in Eukaryota, Fungi, Mucoromycota, Mucoromycetes, Mucorales, Rhizopodaceae. The annotation marks the transcript as partial. Gene Ontology annotation, biological process: mitotic spindle organization.